UACAGCAACUCAAUUAGAACUGGUUCAGCCACUAGUGCCGUCGGCCGGACCAUCGUGUUGCUUGCUUGGUGUAUUAGGCCCCACUUACACUGUAGGGGGUAUACGGGCUUUGAGAGCCAACAUAUUACAACCUUCUUGCAACAAAGACUUUAUUGAAGCGAGAUUAGAUGCUGUACAGGAAUUGAUUGAGAACGACACAGGUUUGAUGGUCGAUUUGCAGGACAUAAUAAAAAAGCUAUCCGAAAUCGAUAAAAUAUUAUUUCUAUGCUUGGAGCCUCCGAACUUUAACAUGGAGAAAUUUGGUGAGGCUCAAUUAAACCAAACGUUGCUUUUAAAAACGACUAUGGAGACGGUGCCAAAGUUAGUAGAAGCUCUAAGAACGGUAGAAAGCGGCAGGUUGAGAAAAAUAAAAAUGGAUUUCGAAAAUUCUCAUUACAACGAAAUUUACGAACGAAUACGUAAAAUUAUUCAAGACGAUGCACAUUUAGAAAAAGGUGCAAUGGGAAGCUUGCAAAGGUGCUUCGCUGUUAGACCUGAAAUAAACGGCCUUCUAGACGUUGCUAGAAGGACUUAUUCUGAAUUAAUAGAAGAUAUACAGAAGGUUAUAGAACAACUCAGCGAAUCUCUUGACCUGCCUCUCAGAUUAAACCAAAACGUUAUGAAAGGGUUCCACAUAGUUCUACCGGUUGCUCCCAAGAACAGAAGAGACUUUAACGUUGAAGAUUUACCAGAUAUAUUUAUACAGGUGCAUUUCAACGGGACAAGCGUUACGAUGUCUACAGAGGAACUUGUCGUUUUGGAUCAGCAAGCGAAGGAAUCCCUUAACGAAAUACAGAAAAUGAGUAACAUUGUGGUAUCGGAAUUACUUAAAGAGUUACGUCCUUUCAUGUCAAGUCUUUACAAACUCUGUGAGAACGUUGCCGAGCUGGAUAUCUUAAUAGCUAUAGCCCAAACUAGUUCAAUUGGUUCUUAUAUAAGACCUGAAUUCAAUGUUUACUUGGAAGUGAGGAACUCCGUACACCCGCUCCUAGACUAUAACAGUCAAACGAUGCCCGUACCCAAUGACAUAUUUGCCAGUCCUGAGUACAACUUUACUAUAAUAACAGGACCUAAUAUGGGCGGCAAAAGUAUUUAUAUCAAACAAAUUGCUAUUAUACAAAUCAUGGCGCAGUUGGGAAGUUUCGUGCCCGCUACGAACGCGGUGUUAAGACUUUGCGACCGUAUCUUCUCUAGAAUAGGCUUUAACGAUAGUGUUGAAUUUAAUGCCUCUACAUACGUUAUUGAGAUAAAGGAAACCCAACAUAUACUUGCUGGACUGACACCCACUAGUCUUAUUAUCAUAGACGAAUUGUGCAGGGGAACGUGCUCCGACGAAGGAACUAGCUUAGCUUGGGCUGUUUGCGAAGAAUUAAUAAAGAGUCAGGCGUUUACAUUUUUUGUUACCCACUUUUUAUAUUUAACGAGAUUGCAGGACUUAUAUUACAACGUUGUCAACCGAUAUACUAUGGUAACAGAAGAGGCUAUAGAUACUAACAGCACUGAGCGCCGACUGGUCUAUCAACAUAAAAUAGAAACAGGCGUCACGACGGUUGAACAUUACGGGUUAGCAUUAGCUGCUAAAACCAAUUUACCUGAAGAUACCGUAAAUUUUGCAUGGGAACUUGCAGAAUUGAUCACAAGAAAUCAAACGCCAAAGAUAUAUUUAGCUAAAGAAAAAACUGACGACGAAAUACUCUACAAACUGCAAGCAGACAUAAGACAACAAAGAAGAAAAGAACCUAACAACAGAAUGAAAGUACAAGAAAUUAUUUCUACAUUCAAAACAAACAAUCCGGAAUUAAUCGAAAGAAUUAGGACGCAAAAAAGUAAAUGUACUAACUCCAUUAGUCCUAUCGUUAAUGUUUCUUCGGAAAAUAGUUUGAAUAAUGGUCAAGUGCUCAUGGAACCCUCGAAGAACCAAGAAAUGUAUUCCUUUAAUGAAAGGAAGUCAUCAAGUAGAAAUGAGUCUAACGUUUCAGAAUUACAUAUCAAUAAUGCUCAAAGUGAUAAUUACAGUGCCAAUGAUGCAAAUAGCCAUCAUGUAUCUGUGAAAUCGUCAACAGAAUUAUUGCAUACAGUCCCAGGUAGUAAAUUAAGAGAUAUUGGUUUUCAAAAUGAACUUGUUUUUCAUGAUUUGUCACACACAAUAGACACCUCUACAGAAAUCCACAUUAACUGUUCACCGCUUGUUAAUAAAUCGGGUUUGAAAGAUGAUUUCACUAAGGCAGAGAAUAAUGCGAUUGUUAAUUCUAAAAACUCAAGUUACGCAGAUAUUAAUGCUGAAGAAGAAAUGGAAAUUUGUGAUGAAAUAAUUUUAAACAACGAAGUAAAUGAAAGUACUACUUUAGCAAACGAUACCGAUGAUGCGGAUGCUCUCACACAAAUUAUUGGUGAGUAUGUUAGUUCUUCUAGCUCAAGUGAAAAUUUUGAUCCUACAUCUACUGAUGAAGAACUGAUGGAAGAAACUAUCAAGGAAAUAAAUUUAAGCAAACAAAUCCAUGUUAAUUAUCCUGAUCUCCAUCAGGAUAAUUUGGAAACAAUAAUACUAACUCCUCCUGCCGGCUUUCGAGAUGAUGAUUGUUGAAAAUAUCG
Molecule: messenger RNA, 2631 nt
Organism: Papilio polytes (common Mormon)
Lineage: Eukaryota; Metazoa; Arthropoda; Insecta; Lepidoptera; Papilionidae
Product: mutS protein homolog 4-like
Exons: 12
Coding region: 206-2623 (805 amino acids)
Biological process (GO): reciprocal meiotic recombination; mismatch repair
Cellular component (GO): nucleus
Molecular function (GO): ATP binding; ATP-dependent DNA damage sensor activity; mismatched DNA binding
Source: RefSeq, a predicted model, not a curated record